UCGUUUCUCCGGAUAUGACACAGCACUGAUGAGAUCGCUAGUCGCGAGCGCUUCUCAGUACUUGCGUGCGCUCGUUUCUCUUCACAUCGUCUAGAUAAAUCUCCUCAGAACUCGACAUGGGACUUGUGACAGGAGUCGUGCUCGGCGUUGCUGGUGCAGUUGGCACCGUCGCCUUGGCCCCAGUUGUACUGGGAACCAUAGGCUUCACAUCAGCUGGCAUCGCAGCUGGCUCCAUUGCAUCGGGCAUGAUGUCAACAGCCGCGAUUGCCAAUGGAGGCGGAGUUGCAGCGGGGUCCUUGGUGGCUGUACUGCAAUCAGCAGGUAUGGCAGGCUUGUCAGGGGCGGCUACUGCAGCUGUUGCCAGUGUUGGAGGAACCGCAGGACUAGUGGCAGCACUCGUCUAAAGAUGAGGAUGAAAUGAUCCGGAGCUGAAUAAUGCACCAUGUGUACGCCAAGUGAAGUGAACAACACAGUUACAAAUAAUGCAGGGGUUGGGAUUGUGUAUGAAAUGUGAGCUUUUUAUCUGCAAUGUGUCUCUGUAAGUAUGUUUUGGCUAAUAUGCUUGGUUCUCUUUAUUUUGCUGUCAUUUUAAAGAUGUGAAUGGUUCUAUAACUUUUUAAUAAGGGUAAAUAAAUGUCUGAUCCUCUUG
Messenger RNA from Lampris incognitus (smalleye Pacific opah), 649 nucleotides. Its product is annotated as interferon alpha-inducible protein 27-like protein 2A. Bases 117 to 404 code for a protein of 95 amino acids. Gene Ontology annotation, cellular component: mitochondrion; membrane. Gene Ontology annotation, biological process: apoptotic signaling pathway. The transcript has 4 exons. The record is from RefSeq and is a predicted model, not a curated record. Lineage: Eukaryota; Metazoa; Chordata; Actinopteri; Lampriformes; Lampridae.